Messenger RNA from Suillus paluster, 1515 nucleotides. RefSeq names its product major facilitator superfamily domain-containing protein. Gene Ontology annotation, biological process: transmembrane transport. Lineage: Eukaryota; Fungi; Basidiomycota; Agaricomycetes; Boletales; Suillaceae. The transcript is spliced from 12 exons. Gene Ontology annotation, molecular function: transmembrane transporter activity. The record is from RefSeq and is a predicted model, not a curated record. Bases 1 to 1515 code for a protein of 504 amino acids.
AUGUCGGACUCUCCUUCAGGAACCAUCUCUGUUGCAGUCUCCCAUACUUGCGUAGACAAAGAUGAUACGAAUGAUCUUCAUCUUCCCCAGCUCACAGGCAGCGAAGGCGGGUCUGCCGAUGAUAAAUCUCAUGACCAAGGGGAUGAUUGGGAACACGACCCAAUGAACCCUAGGAAUUGGUCUCCCGCAAAAAAAUGGAUAGCGACUUCACUCGUCUCCCUGUACACGUUUGUCACGCCGUUAGCUAGUUCUAUCAUGGCACCUGGUUUGCCCGACGUGGCUAUAAAAUUUGGUAUAACCGAUCCAACAGUCAUAGCGUUGACUCUGAGCGUCUUCCUUCUGUCGUUUGCCAUUGGUCCUUUGUUUGCGGCACCCUUGUCGGAAGUAUAUGGUCGUGUGUGGGUGCUCCACCUAGGAAAUCUUUUCUUUCUCGCAUUUAAUCUCGGCUGUGCUUUAUCACCCAACACUGUAUCUUUCAUUGUUUUUCGCUUUCUAGCUGGGUUUGCGGGGAGUGCGCCUAUAGCAUGCGGCGGAGGUGUCAUCAGCGACCUCUUCGCGGAACGCGAGCGUGCCUCGGCUAUGGCACUAUACAGUAUUGGACCCCUCAUUGGCCCCGCUAUCGGUCCCGUUAUGGGAGGUUUCAUCUCAGAGUCAGUCGGUAUACAGUAUGUUUUCUAUGUCGUCAUCGUUAUCUGUGGUGUUGCCGCCAUGCUUGGCAUUCCUCUCUUGAGAGAAUCCUAUGCACCGGUUAUCAAGCUUCGUCUUGAUAAAAUGGCGCGGGAUCCCGAAAAGACACCCGUGGGACAUCCCGUCGCGCACCACAAGGACAAAUGGGCUCAUUUAUGGACCGACCUCAAGCGACCGGUCAUUCUGUUGACCCGGAGUUUCAUAUGCUUCAUGCUGAGCUUGUAUAUGGCUCUUAUGUACGGUAUCUACUAUCUGAUGUUUGCUACUUUUCCCGACCUCUUUUCGAAAGUGUAUCACUUCAGCAUUGGGAUUGGAGGUCUGGCGUACCUCGGCAUUGGUUUUGGAUUCCUAACUGCCACCUUGUUCGGUGCCAAACUUUCCGAUAAGAUAUACAUAUACCUUGCUGCAAAAAAUGGAGGGGAGGGUAAACCAGAGAUGCGUGUGCCUGCUCUGAUAUUCGGCUCGUUCUUCGUCCCGGUGGGACUCUUUUGGUACGGCUGGUCUGCCCAAGCCGAGGUCCACUUCAUGAUGCCCAUCAUUGGUACCGCUAUCUUCGGAUUCGGAUUGAUGACAACUUUCCUCCCUAUUCAACUAUAUCUCGUGGAUACAUUUACUUAUGCUGCAAGCGCUGUUGCAGCUGCUUCCACGUUCCGUUCAUUGCUUGGAUUUGCAUUCCCUUUGUUUGGACAGCAAAUGUUUGCCACACUCGGCUAUGGUGGGGGCAACUCCCUGCUUGCAGGUCUUGCUAUUAUCAUUGGCAUACCCUUCCCCAUCUGGAUAUACUACGCCGGCGAACGUAUCCGCGCGAAGAGUUCUUUGACUCGUUGA